CUCCCCCGGCUGAUCCGCUGCAGUGAGUCGUCCGGGCGUGGUAGAUCCCGCCGGAGAUCCACCGCCCGCCGGACAACUUGCCCCGAGGAGCCUUUGGCAGCCAAGGUCCCCUGCAUUAAAUCCUAUUUCUUAGCCCUUCCUGAAAAUGUUCCUUGUCAAAAACUUCCUCGGAGGCGGUGGUGGCGGAGGUGGCGGAAAUAUCAAUAUUGGAAAUGUCAUCGGAGGAUUUUUAGGUGGGGGAGGGGGUGGGGGCGGCCAAGGAGGAGGAGCCAUGAAAAUUCUGGGCGGAGUCAUCAGUGCCAUCAGUGACGCAGCAGCCCAGUAUAACCCAGAGCCUCCGCCCCCUCGUAGCCAUUUUUCCAACAUCGAAGCCAACGAGAGCGAGGAAGUCCGGCAGUUCCGAAGACUCUUCACCCAACUGGCCGGGGAAGACAUGGAAGUCAGCGCCACGGAGCUGAUGAACAUCAUGAACAAAGUAGUGACGAGACAUCCGGAUUUGAAGACUGAUGGGUUUGGGAUUGACACCUGUCGUUCCAUGGUGGCCGUGAUGGACAGCGACACCACGGGCAAGUUGGGCUUUGAGGAAUUCAAGUAUCUCUGGAACAACGUCAAGAAAUGGCAGUGCAUCUACAAGCAAUACGAUGCGGACCGAUCCGGCACCAUUGGCAGCAGUGAACUACCAGGAGCCUUUGAGGCCGCAGGCUUUCAUCUCAACCAACAGCUCUACGCCAUGAUUGUGCGCAGGUACUCAGACGAGAAUGGGAACAUGGAUUUCGACAACUUCAUCAGCUGCCUGGUGCGCCUGGAUGCCAUGUUCCGGGCCUUCAAGUCGUUGGAUCGAGAUGGCAGCGGGCAAAUCCGUGUGACUCUGAAGGAGGUGAGAAAGGGCCUGGGUGUGCGUUGCGUGAGAGUUUUCAGCACGUGCCAAACUGUGCCAGGAGAAGUCAGAGUGCCAAAACAGCUGACAGGGGUGGAGACCGCUGGAAGUGGCUUGACCAGAUGCCAGGAGUAA
Molecule: messenger RNA, 1012 nt
Organism: Notechis scutatus (mainland tiger snake)
Lineage: Eukaryota; Metazoa; Chordata; Lepidosauria; Squamata; Elapidae
Source: RefSeq, a predicted model, not a curated record